AUGGAUAAACCAAGCUUUGCUUCUUUCCUUUCUGCGCCACUCAAGUCCCUUGAACUGCGUCACUCGUCUUUUCGGUUAUUUGAGGAUGUCAUUCGUUCCCAUAUCGAAGAGCCAUAUCGGGAUCUUGAGGAGCUUGUUGUUGAAUUUGAUGAUCAUCAGCAGCUUAUCACAGAAUUAAUCCUCAAGCAUAAUAACUUGAAGAAGCUUUGGGUUACUCAAACUUACUACAUGUCGGGUCGUGAUAAUUCUUUCGAUCGAGUCAUGAUCCCUGGCCUUGGAAAGGGUCUAUUUAAUAACCUCCGCUCCUUGUAUAUUCAAUGGGGAGGUCAAAACCAGGAUGCCGGCCUCGAAGCCGACCAUUUUGACAUCAUGCCGGAGUCUUUAGCGGCUAUCUGCGAGAUUACGACCCUAGAGCAGUUGGGCCUACGCUGUGCUAAGAUGGUCCGAUGGGGAGAAUACACAGAGGACACCUUUCCGAUCUGGCUCAUCGACCAUGGAAAACUGCAAUCUCACCUACAAAAUCUCAAGAACCUCAAGUUGUUAGUCAUAAGAGGAGAUACCUAUCCCCCAAGGGUCAACGAAGUUUUCGGACAUCGUUGGUACUACAGAUCGAACUGCGCGAACCAAGAAGAUUUGCAGACCGCGAAGGAUCACCCAGAGCUCGCUCCUUUCGUGCAGGGCGAUAACGAACAAACUUUAGCUUGGAAACAUGCACAUCUGUAUCGCAUGCUUGAGUAUGCAAGGGGUUACCGAAAAGUGUUGCCAAAGCUUGAAUGGAUGCUUUGUGGACAACGGCCGAUGAAAUUCAUGGAGGACGCUGAUGGAGUUAUCCAGCCCCAUCCCGUCGGCAACGACGUGGAUGAGUGCAAAACGUUCAUCGGACGAGUUUUUGGCCUUGCUUCUGAGGUUGAAAUAGCACAUCUGAAGGACUAA
Molecule: messenger RNA, 933 nt
Organism: Fusarium proliferatum ET1
Lineage: Eukaryota; Fungi; Ascomycota; Sordariomycetes; Hypocreales; Nectriaceae
Exons: 1
Coding region: 1-933 (310 amino acids)
Source: RefSeq, a predicted model, not a curated record